Molecule: messenger RNA, 2425 nt
Organism: Onthophagus taurus
Lineage: Eukaryota; Metazoa; Arthropoda; Insecta; Coleoptera; Scarabaeidae
Gene: TBC1D16
Product: TBC1 domain family member 16
Biological process (GO): activation of GTPase activity
Cellular component (GO): early endosome
Molecular function (GO): GTPase activator activity
Source: RefSeq, a predicted model, not a curated record
AGUAGUGUAACACGAUCAAUAAAAGUUAGUAGCAGCUGCUCCUUACUUCCACCAAAAAAUUAAACUUAUUCCCCGCAUAACAUGUUUAUCAAAAUAAUCAUAGUGACAAAAAUUAUUAAAAAUUAGUGAUUAAUCAAUCAACUACUUUUAGAGUGUAGUUACAAGAAAAAUGCCUCUUUCUGACAUCAUCAAACGGGCUUCAACCCUCAUUUUAGGGUAUGAAACUGAAAAACUCUUAGAAUACGAAGAUAACGAAGUUUUAUUUUGCAAAAACAACGUUUGCGUUCAUCCCCCGGCUAUGAUAAGGCAAGAUACCGAUAUUUUACAUCAUCCUGGUUAUCUCACCAUAACGACGAAGACAUUUAUUGAUCAAUAUAACGAAGCUAAAAGACCUACAUUGUAUUUAACUUGGAUACCAAACACAACUUUACGUAAAUGCCCAAACGCUUUGCAAAACUCUCCAGCAAAGAUUUGUUACGAAAAACAAAACAGUUUUGAAAGUAUCACCUCGAACGAUUCCUCCUCAAUAAUUUCUUUCAAUUUAGAGCGACCGCAAAGUAUCGAAUUGAAGUGUACAAAUCCGUUUUUGAAUUACGACGAUAAACAGGACAACAAUUUAGAAUCGAUUUGUUUGGAUGAAAACGAUAAAUUGGAAUUUAUCAACAUAAACGUUGAGAUAAGCAACCCGGAUAUUGAAAUAACCACAACUCCCGAUAGUGUUAAAUCAUCGCCGUUUUCGCGUUCCGAAUCGGUUACUUCGAAUGAUAGCUCGAUUAAUUGGAUGUCAACGCCGGAAUUUUUAGCUCAAAAGCACAAUUUAACAUUUCCCGACAGCGCUAAUUGCUCACCGAUUUUACCAAGUAAACAACCGCAUAAAUGUAGACGAUUUAGCGUCGAUUUAAGCCAAAUGAGAUCGUUAAGAUUAUUCUUUAGCGAUUCGAAUUGUACUUGUGGACAGUUAGUUGUUGCCUCACGUGAAUCUCAAUAUAAAAUUCUUCAUUUUCAUCAUGGUGGUUUGGAUCAUUUAGCUCAGGUUUUACAUCGAUGGCAUUCUUUAUUACACAGUAUCAAAUAUGCAAAAGGUUGUGAUGAUAAUUUACCUUAUCGACACUUUAUGGUAUGUAGACCGGAAGUAUCCGAUUUAGAACUUCACCCGGAAGAAGGUCAAGUUCCAAAACUUACCGAAGAAUUAUUUCGGUGUUUAUUUAACGAACAUGGUCAAAUGGAAGAUGAUUUAACUUUGAGAAAAUCCGUAUUUUUCGCUGGCAUGGAGAGAACGCUCAGGAAAGAAGUUUGGCCUUUUUUAUUGCAUUGUUAUCCUUAUAAUAGUACUUACGAAGAAAGAGAACAAAUUGCAGAAAUUCGAAGACAGGAAUAUGAUGAAAUAACAAGAAGACGCUUAGAUUUAAACGGAAACCAAUUAAAUCAAUUUAAAAGAAAAGUACAAAGUGUAGUUGAAAAGGACGUUGUAAGAACGGACCGAGCAAAUCCAUUUUUUGCGGGAGAUCCAAACCCUAAUUUAGACAUAAUGAAAAACAUCUUAUUAAAUUACGCCGUGUAUAACCCAGGUUUGGGGUACACACAAGGAAUGAGUGAUUUAUUAGCCCCCGUUUUAUGCGAAUUACGCGAUGAAGUAGCCGCGUUUUGGUGCUUCGUUGGAUUAAUGCAAAGAGCCGUUUUUGUGGCAACCCCAACCGAUCGAGAUAUGGAUAGAUCAUUAAAAUUUUUACGGGAAUUGGUUAGGAUUAUGGUCCCGAAGUUUUACGAUCACCUUCAAAAGCAUAAAGAUGCGAAUGAAUUAUUGUUUUGUCACCGUUGGAUUUUAUUAUGUUUUAAACGAGAAUUUACCGAAGGGGUUGCUUUGAGGAUGUGGGAAGCUUGUUGGGCGAAUUAUUUAACGGACUAUUUCCAUUUAUUUCUUUGUUUGGCGAUAAUUUGCGUUUACGCCGAUGAUGUAAUCGCCCAAGAUUUAAAAGCGGAUGAGAUGUUGUUGCAUUUUAGCUCUUUGGCGAUGUAUAUGGAUGGGCAAUUAAUUGCGAGGAAAGCGAGGGGGCUCCUCCACCAAUUUCGGCAACUUCGAGAAAUUCCUUGUACUUUAUCUGGACUUUGUAUGCGUUGUGGGCCUGGGAUUUGGGAUAGCUCUCAUAGCCCGAGAGUUUAUUGCACGGGGCAUGAACAACAACAACAUGGUUAUUGCCCAAAUGCGUUAUAAAGAAAUUUUAAGAUUGAAGUUUGUACAAUAAAUCAUAAAUAAAUCCAUAUCUGAAGCUGAAAUGAAAUUCUGUUAAUUAUAAUUAAUUAAUUAGAGUUUAUUGGAUUUGUUGCUCAUUUAUAGCUGUUUUAGUAGGAGAGUUUAUUGUAAUUUAGUCCUAAAAACUAUAUUAUAAAUUAUAAAUAAUAUAAAUGACGCUUUAACGAACAAAAA